AUGGGAGGUGGCGAGCAGGCUGCGCUGAUGGUGCAGAACGCUACGGGGAUUCACUUUGCACUCACCAAUCAGUGUGAUCAUGCUCGAGAGGCCUUUUCGGCCCUACAGUUGAGCCCGCUCUUCUCUUCUGCUGUGUGUCAGUUCUCUGACAUCAGCAGCUUGCUUCAGCCCUGGUUAUGGGGUGACCUUGGCUACGAUGAACAGCUUAAAGCUUCCAGGGGCCAGAAUUGCCGGCCUGCCGCCGCGGAUCUGGACAUAUCCGGUCCACACUGCACGGACCACAGCAAACUAGGAAGAAAGGCUGGCAAAGACGGUCCGACAGCACGCUUCUUCCUGUCUUACAUGCAAGAACUGCGGGAGCGACGCACAAAAUUGGCCGUGAUUGAAAACGUCUCCAGCGGCGACUUUGCCGACAUGCUGACGGGCAACCUCCGGGAUAUUUACUACAUCGAAGAGAUUCGCGCAGAUCCUCGGGACGUCGGAUAUUUUGCUGUAAGCAGGCCUCGCAGCUAUUUCGUAUUGGUUCAUCGUGAACAAGGGCGUUUCUUGCGGAGCCCGCGCAACGUCUACUCGGAGAUCUGCUCAACAUUGCAGCAGCAGAAGGACUUGCGCAUCCCACAUCUCUUCUGGGAACGUGACGAAAUGGAAUUGAGGCGUGAACGAUUUGCAAGCAUACCUCAAUCUCGGUCAGAUGAUGCGUCGGGGUCAGCUUUCAGCGAUCAGCUGCCCCCCUUCGAAUGCAAACAGCUAGAAGGGUACAAGCGCAUGUGGAAGGAACACUGUUCCGACAAGCCGGCAGAUGAGGCACUCUUUGUCCUCAACCAGGACUGUCAAAAAUACACCAAAUGGACGUUGUACGGCACGGACAAGGAAGCGGGGCGGUGCCCCACGCUGGUGAAGGGAUGUGGCACGACGCGCUUGUGGCACAUGCAGUCAGAGAGAUGGGCAACUGCUCGGGAGAAGCUCCGAACCCGCAUUGAUGCAGCAUGCAAGGCAAACAAAUAG
Molecule: messenger RNA, 1005 nt
Organism: Symbiodinium sp. CCMP2592
Lineage: Eukaryota; Dinophyceae; Suessiales; Symbiodiniaceae
Source: the annotation of a GenBank genome assembly